Molecule: messenger RNA, 1787 nt
Organism: Bombus impatiens (common eastern bumble bee)
Lineage: Eukaryota; Metazoa; Arthropoda; Insecta; Hymenoptera; Apidae
Product: methyltransferase-like protein 9
Exons: 6
Coding region: 188-1351 (387 amino acids)
Molecular function (GO): protein-L-histidine N-pros-methyltransferase activity
Source: RefSeq, a predicted model, not a curated record
CUGUAGUCGCCGCCACCAUCGCCAACAUGGCCACGUGCUAGACGUGUUUACGUGAACUGCGUCAUCUUUCGUAUUUUUCUUGUUCAUAUACCAAAGUGUUAGCUGUGAGAUUACAGUGUUGGGUAUCGGGUAUGGUCAUAUGAUGCGCGUGUGGUGACUAGCAGUCAUUAACGUGCUCCUCGUGGGCAUGGCGGGUGUGGACGUGCCUGUACCACGGUGCACCUGCAACGUCAAGGAUUUGACUACCUGUUCCGCUGUCAAUCAGGAUUCACCCACGAGUAGAGCCGUAAGAAGUUAUAGACCACAUGGGAGCCUCGCCAGGUUACUUUAUGAUAAGCAGAAGGCGGAUGAACAGCUCGAAGCGUACGACAAAACCCAGUGGUACAAAGUGGACAGAACGAAAAUCCGGGAAGAUUUGCUGCGUUUAUGGAUCCCCCUUGGAACAGGACUCCAGCACGAUCAACCCGACAAAACCGCCGAAAUCUUCCUAAUGAAAUCCAUCGAGAGAUCGGAUUCUUUACCGUUGCAAGCCUGGCAUUCUCUGGCAAGAUCCGCUCUGUCCUGGUUCAUCAGCCGAACUUCCAUAAACGGGCUGCUAGGCCGCGGCUCCAUGCAUGUCUUUUCCUGCGAACAGUUUCAAAAAUUUAUGGCAGCGAGCGGCUUUACAGGGCCGUGGCAUUCGUUGGUGGAUUUAGGAGCUGGCGACGGUGCCACCACUGCUCAUGUAGCCCACCUCUUUGAAAAAGUUUACGCCACAGACAUAUCAGCACCGAUGAGAUGGGCUCUGGCGAGAAGGAAGUUCACGGUGCUGGACGUAGAAAAAUGGCACGAAAGCGGCCCAUUCGACGUGAUCCUCUGCCUGAAUCUGUUGGAUCGUUGCGAUCGACCUAAUACUCUACUUCGCCGUCUGAAAUCAUCUUUGGCUCCGGGUGGACGUCUGGUCGUAGCGCUGGUUCUUCCCUUCAGCCCUUACGUGGAAGUUGGUGAAAGGGGUGACCACAAACCGUCAGAAUAUCUGCCAGUAAAAGGGAACGGUCUAGAAGGUCAAAUAGCCAGCCUCGUCGACAGAGUUUUCGCACCAUUGAGCCUAAGGUGUCUCGUAUGGAGCAAACUGCCUUACCUCUGCGAGGGAGACCUCGGCCAGGCGUAUUACUUUCUCGACGACGUAAUAUUCGUGCUAGAAGCACAGCCAGAUAGCUCGCGAUACUCAGCUUCGGAAUGGAUGGAUACGGAACCGUCUGGAAAAGAAUGCCCGAACAUGUUCGAACAACAGACUUAUCAAGAACGGAAAUGUAAUACAGAUUGCAUGUGUUGCUCAGUGUAUAACAUUCUGUGUGCCAAAUGUGGAUGAUCCGUAACUGAAAACACAACCUGUACCUGUUUUGUCCACUAAUCUCAAGCAUAAAUCAGAACACCAGAAACCAUAAAAUCGAUUUGUUCCUAGUAAUUUCAACAAUUUCACAGACAACGUUGAUUUGAAAUCUAUGUCGAUUGUAAGUUCUAUUAUUAAAUUUUAUUAAUAGACUACAGUUUGCUGGCUUAUAUUAUUUCUCCACAAUAUUCAUUCCGAUAGUAAACUACAAAGACAAGAUAACAAAAUUAAUUUAGGAUGUAGAGAAGAGAAUAUCAAAUAAAAUAAAGGUAAAUGGUUUAAUAUUUUAUCUUUCACAUUACUUUUAUAUUGUUAUGUAUAUACAUAAUGUGUAUAUUACACCCACGCUAGAUACACACGAUGAGAUAUGCUAAACUAUCAAUGGCAUUUCUUCAGGAUACUGCUUGAAAACUAU